AUGGAAAACCACCUCGCCGACACCGUGCAUUCCCACUUCAAGGAGCGGGACUUACCCGUGAAGCGCGAUGCAAUUAUUUCAGCCCUGGAAGACCACGCCACAGGCAAGGAGAAUGCGCAAUGGGUGUCAAAACAUCUGCACCCUGAUACCCUGCUCUCGCGAGAAGAGCUAGCUUUGUACAACAAACUCUCGCAGACGGGCAAUCUACAUCCCAUAUUACGUGAACCGGACCUCGAUGCGACGCGACCGUUUUUGGAAACGGAUAUUCGGGCGGCGAUUCAGUCGCUCCAGAGCUCGACGGCUACGGUUCAGAAACAAUCAGAUACGCUUUCGAGACAAUGUGACCUCCUCAGAAAGCAGCUUCGUCAACAGCAGAGGUUGGAUGAUGACCGGGCGAAGGAUAUCGCGCGGCUAAGGAAGAAGCAUGAGGCUGGGAGGCAGAAUACAACAAUCGCGGCCAAUGAACUUUCCGACAAUCUUGAAGCGGGCUUUAGGAGCGCGACAGAGUCGGCGGGUGCUGAGAAUAGGAGGAUUCUCUCCACGCUAUCCACUCAGCUGAAGCAGGACGAUAAGAGCCUCAAUCACUUGGAGAAUCUCAUGUCGAGCAUCAAGUUUAAUAGCAAUGAUGCGGAUACGGUUAAGCGGACGGCUCAGCUCAGUUCGGUUCUUGCGGACUAUGUGGCUGAGGAGAUCCACGAUCGAUUGGAUAGAUUGUACCUUGAGGAAAUCGAAGCCGGAGAGUCUGCGUCUGCGUCCGCGAUAAACCAGCCUUCGAUUGAAGCAGAGACAGUCCUGGCCUUGGAAGAGGAACUCGGAUCCUUGUUCCCAGAGAUCGAGGUCUUGGCGGAGAUGUCGACGCGUCAGGAAUUCCAGGAGCCGAUCCUCCGGGAGAUCCAGAAUGAACACAGUCAACUUCGAGUUGUGUCGCAUCAAAAAUUGGAAAGGGUCCUCGAUAGUAUGGUCGACAUGACAUUGUCCAAACAAGACUUAAUCAAACAGCUCAAGGACCGGGGCUCAGCAAAUGAAGUCCUAGAACAACUAGCCAACUUAUACCAGGCAGAAACCUCCAUCCCACUCGUGCCCCAGCCCUCAUCUCGACGCGAGUCAUUAAGACGGCGCUCGCUACAACCAGGCAUGAUUCUCUCCGCUGCGCGUAACCCGGGCUCCUCUAUACCUGAUCAACCACAACCAGUAUUGGAAAGCCUCCUCCGACGCGUCGGGCUAUCGCCAGAAUCGGUCCUUCGUCCGCGGGCAGACAAUGAGGGUGGCAGUGCUCAAGGAAUGCACGAGAAGCGAAUUCAAAUGGCAGAGACAUUGCGGAGUCUGGGCACUGCGGUGAACUCUCCACUUGUGGGACAAUUGGCAGUCUCUGACCACGCGAUGCGGCUCUUGACUUCGUCAUUGCAUGCGAAUUCCAAGUUUGAGACCUCGCUGCCGGAUCCCGGGCAAUCGGAUGCGCUCGAGGCUUUGGAGAGCGAUCUUGCUGAGCUCCAGAAGGGCGUCAAGGGGAUUGAUUUGGAGGUUUUGCACCAACGGGAUAAAUCUCGGGCGAGACUGUUGGAGAAAUGGGGUUAG
Molecule: messenger RNA, 1575 nt
Organism: Penicillium manginii
Lineage: Eukaryota; Fungi; Ascomycota; Eurotiomycetes; Eurotiales; Aspergillaceae
Exons: 4
Coding region: 1-1575 (524 amino acids)
Source: RefSeq, a predicted model, not a curated record